AUGAGUUUUCAGACUCAGGGUAACCUCGCCACUUUACCAGGUACUGGUAUUGGCCUAGACGACGACGUCGUUUCAGUAGUCUCUCGACAUGAAAUUGACGACACCCAUGCUCAUCGAGCAAAGUCGGUGGCGGCCGGUGUACCGGUGGAGGCCCACGAGAAAUUGGUUCUUGAAGUAUCGGGUCUUCAAGAGGCCUUGGGUAAGUCCCAGUGCAUGAUGGAUGCGAUGCAAAGCCGCCUUCAGGCGAUGGAGCAAGCUCAAACUCAGAGCGAGGCUCAGUUGGACUUGCUGAUUCGCCUGCAGCAAUCCGGGGCAGUGCCCUUGUCGUCGGCGCAAGCGCCUCCAUGGGAAGGAUCCCGGUACGGCUUAAGUAAGCCUACGUAG
This is a messenger RNA of Peronospora matthiolae, 384 nucleotides long. NCBI's taxonomy places the organism in Eukaryota, Oomycota, Peronosporomycetes, Peronosporales, Peronosporaceae. The record is from the annotation of a GenBank genome assembly.